AUGCCUGUGUUCAACAACGUCAGAAUCUUAGGUGUUGUUGGUGAAGAAGAUCGAGGAUGGCAAGCAAUGCCAGCUCUUCUAAGGAACUGUCCGCGUUUAGAAACUAUCACCGUUCAGGGUCUAAUACACGAUGUAACUGAUAAAUGUGGGGAUGUUUGUCCCUGCAUUUCUCGGGAAGACAGAGGAGCCUCACUCAAGUCUUGUCCAGUGAAUAGGAUAGAGAUUCAUAAUUUUCAAGGAACAAUGAAAGAGAUGGCCAUGAUAAAGCAUUUCUUGGACUUUUUUCCGUGUUUGAAGAGGUUUGACGUCUUCGUUGAAGAUGAUGAACCUACACAGCUUAGAAACACUGAAUUGUUUAACUGUGUCGUGGAGAUGUUCAAAUCCUACAAAAAGUUGUCGCCGAGCUGCAAUCUCCGGCUCCUGUGGACUAUACUUGGUGUAGCUACCAAUCAUUUUGUAACAAUCGACACGACCCAAACUUCUGACUUCAAAAUGAACAUGCGGGUAAGACGUUUUGAACUGUUCCCAUUGGAUCUAUUUGCCACCAUCCUCUUGGCCACCGCGGUUUCUGAUCAGCUAAUCGCCUCUGCGCGUGACUCCAAGCCGGCCAGUGAUCUCCGUGGUGCUGUUGCCGUGAGAAGGAGCCGACAAGAAGCUAUCCCAUCACGUAGUCUUCUUGAUCACACAGCCACUGUCCGCCGCCGCCACCGAUCUACUGCUCAGAGUCAUCAUCAUCAUUGA
Molecule: messenger RNA, 741 nt
Organism: Microthlaspi erraticum
Lineage: Eukaryota; Viridiplantae; Streptophyta; Magnoliopsida; Brassicales; Brassicaceae
Source: the annotation of a GenBank genome assembly